Molecule: messenger RNA, 1939 nt
Organism: Capsella rubella
Lineage: Eukaryota; Viridiplantae; Streptophyta; Magnoliopsida; Brassicales; Brassicaceae
Product: probable inorganic phosphate transporter 1-8
Biological process (GO): transmembrane transport
Cellular component (GO): membrane
Molecular function (GO): transmembrane transporter activity
Source: RefSeq, a predicted model, not a curated record
AAAGAAAGAAAAGAAAAGAAAGGAGUAAAGCUCUGGAUUCAGAAUCACAGAGAGUGGAGAAGAAGAAAGCAACGAUGGCAAUAAAGAUAUUGUCGUCGCUCGAUGCAGCUCGAAUACAGUGGUACCAUUUCAAAGCGAUCAUAGUCGCAGGAAUGGGUCUCUUCACCGACGCAUACGAUCUUUUCUGCAUCGCACCGGUCAUGAAAAUGAUUAGCCAUGUUUACUACAACGGCGACUCAAUCAACACAGCCGUUCUUUCGACUUCUUACGCCAUCGCUCUACUAGGCACAGCCACAGGUCAAAUCAUCUUCGGUUACCUUGGUGACCGGGUCGGUCGUCGCCGAGUCUACGGACUCUGUUUAGUCAUCAUGAUCCUUAGCUCCUUCGGCUGUGGCUUCUCCGUGUGCACGACUCGUCGGUCUUGUGUUAUGGUUAGCCUCGGUUUUUUCCGGUUUAUUCUUGGUUUGGGUAUCGGUGGUGAUUACCCGCUUUCCGCUACCAUCAUGUCGGAGUUUUCGAAUAAGAGAACUCGUGGCGCGUUUAUAGCUGCCGUGUUCUCGAUGCAAGGGCUGGGGAUUUUGGUCAGCUCUGCCGUGACCAUGGCUGUUUGCGUGGCGUUUAAGAACGGCGGAGGUGGUGGGUUUGAGAUGGAUGCGACGGCUCCGGCCGAAGCUGACGUGGCGUGGAGACUUAUACUUAUGAUCGGUGCUCUUCCCGCUGCAUUGACGUUUUAUUGGCGCAUGUUGAUGCCUGAAACCGCAAGAUAUACAGCACUUGUGGAAAACAAUAUCGUCCAAGCAGCAAAAGACAUGCAAAGAGUCAUGUCGAUAUCUCAUAUCUCAGACGAAACCACAACGGAGACACCAUAUCUACCGCCGCCGGCUUCAUACAAACUCUUUUCUCGUCGCUUCCUCAGCCUCCACGGCCGGGACCUAUUUGCAGCCUCCGUUAAUUGGUUCCUAGUAGAUGUCGUCUUUUACACAAGCAACCUCCUCCUCUCUCAAAUCUUCAGUCACUAUUCCGAUACACCUUCUUCCUCUGCCGCAGAGAACGUCUAUGACGCAGCCUUCGAAGUGGCGGAAUUAGGAGCCAUCAUUGCGGCUUGUUCAACCAUUCCCGGUUACUGGUUCACAGUUUACUUCAUCGACAAGAUAGGUCGUGUCAAAAUCCAGAUGAUGGGGUUUUUCUUCAUGGCCGUUCUUUAUUUAGUCGCGGGUAUUCCGUACAGUUGGUAUUGGUCAAAGCAUGAGCAGAAUAAGAAAGGCUUUAUGGUUCUCUACGGUUUGGUUUUCUUCUUUUGCAACUUUGGCCCCAACACUACCACUUUUAUUAUUCCCGCGGAGCUGUUCCCGGCUAGGUUUAGGUCUACUUGUCAUGGAAUAUCCGGUGCCGUGGGUAAGCUUGGGGCUAUCGUGGGCACUGUUGGGUUCUUGUGGGCUACCAAGAAGAUGGACGGAGAUGAUAUAAACCAGGCUUAUCCCGAAGUGAACCGUAUGCGAAUUGCUUUUUUGAUACUUGGUGGCGUUUGCAUUGCUGGAAUCUUUGUGACGUAUUUCUUCACCAAGGAGACUAUGGGAAGAUCUUUAGAGGAUAACGAGCAUGAACAAUAUAAUAAUGAUCAUGAGGGCGCCGAGAAUGAGCCACAGAUUGUUCACGGGCAAUCCCCGGCGAGCACUUUGCUUCAGACACAAUGAUGAUCAAGAUCAAGUUCGAACAAAGGAACACCACAUUCAUUAAUGUUUAUUUCUGCUUAUGGCUUGUAGGUUUUUUUUUUAUGUCUUACUUGAGUUUUUUUUUUCUGUAUACUUAAACUGUUUAAUCCACGUUUUCUUUGUUUUCUUUGUUUUCUUUGUUUUCUUUGUUUUCUUUAAUUUACUUCUAACCUAGAAUUCGAAACUUUUUAAUUACUUUAAUGCUUCGUUGUUUAUUCUUUUCUUCU